UACUCCUGCUUGUCCCUCUUUGUCCGGUGGCGAUAGAAGGCCAUGAUAAUUAUGGCAAAAUUUGCGUUUUUGAAUGAAUUAUAGUUGAAUGGUGGAUCAACAAGCAUACACCGUGUGAGGACUGGUUUGCUGGCAAUGACACACCAGAGAGUUUCAAUUUAAAGGACAGCAGAGCAAGCAACGGAGAAAGGUCAUAUUAGCUAAUGGCUGCCGAAUCGGGGAGACUACUGGCGGGACACGGAAAACGAAGCAAAGCUUCACAGAUGAAGAGCCCAGAGAAGAAAAAGGCGAGGAAAUCCACCAACCAGGCGGCAGGGUUCUCCCACCUCACUGAGUUUGCACCCCCUCCUACCCCCAUGGUGGACCACCUGGUCGCCUCCAACCCCUUCGACGAUGACUUCGGGCCCCCAUCUCGACCCAGUGGAGCAGGUGGUCCAGGUGGUGCUCCAUUUCUUCCCAGCCCAGGCGCAGGUGGAGGAGGUGGGUAUGGCGGUGGAGGCAGAAUGGGCGGAGGCAUGGGUUUCAUGGGAGGCCCGGGAGGACCAGGUGGUGGCCAGCCUGGACGGAGGCCACCGUUUGGCCCUCCAGCCAACGCUGGACCUCACCACCAGCUAGGCUUUGGAGGAAUGCCUGGCUUUGGAGGUGGCGGUGGGGGCGGCAGUGGCGGAGGAGGAGGGGGUGGUGGAUUCCCCCCUGGUGGCCCUUCUCAGUUCAACAUGCCACCAAACUUCAGUCCACCCAUGCACCCAGGGCCAGGAUUCAAUCCCAUGUUGUCUCCGGGAGCUAUGGGAGGUCCUGGAGGAGGGGGGCCACCCCACCCUCGGUUUGGCAUGCCUCCACAGCAGCAGCACGGACAGGGUGGACACCCAUUUAAUAGCCCACCAUUACCUGGUGGUGGAGGCCCCAGGGGGCCCCCACACGGCCCCCUGCCUCCCAUGGGAGGAGGCAUGGGUCCUGGGAUGAACAUGAUGGGUGGAAUGGGUGGUGGGCCCGGGGGCAACAUGGUGGGAGGGUUACCAGGUAUGCCCCCUCAAGGACAGUUCCCUCCCUCACAGGAUGGGCCCUACCCUGGCCCCAGUCCACCAGGGCCAGGCAAUGAGGACGGAAAGAACUUUGGUGGAGGAGGAGCUCCACCUGGGCCUCAGCAGCAGCAACAACAGCAGCAGCAACAGCUUAACCUAAAUCCCAACGGCCCCCCUCCUAAUAAUACAACUCCUGGCCCUCCUCCUAACUCUGGCCCACCACAGCCAGGAGGAGGCUUCCCUGGCCAUCCUGAUGUCCAGCAGCCCAAUGCCAAUACACCUGGUCAGCCUCCAUCAGCACCGCCACAGCCUAACCCCAACUCUUCUCCUACUGGUCCCCUGAAUGGAUCAGGCCAGCCCCAACAUCCACCACCCAGUCAGCUACAACCCCCCAGCAAUACAAACACCCCCAACUCUAACAGCUCUACCCAGCAGCAGCAGCAACAAUCCACUCCACCUAACUCUGCCCCCGGCUCCACCCCGUACAACCAGCAGAACAACACUCCCGGUGCUGGUGGUACCAUGCCAAACGCGGCCCCCAAUUCGGGUCAGAACAACAUGGCCAACAACAACGGAGGCAACACUCCAGGCAGCAAUCCCAAUCCCCCGUCUAACUCCACUUCGACCCCAAACACCCAGUCUCCCCUGCCCCCCGGUCCCGCUGCCCCCUCGACUGGGCCCGGCUCUGGCCCCGGAAAACUCGGCGGCCCCGGGAUGGUCUUCCCCUGCGGCCUCUGUAUGGCAGAGGUGCAUGACGAUCAAGACGCCAUCUUGUGCGAAGCGUCGUGCCAACGCUGGUUCCACCGUGACUGCACAGGCCUGACAGAGCCAGCAUACGGGCUGCUGACUCGAGAGAGCGCUGCCGUUUGGGCCUGUGACUUCUGCAUCAAGACCAAGGACAUUCAGGCUGUGUUUGUACGCCAGGGAUUAGGCCAGCUGGUGGCAGCUAAUGAGAGUUGAGGAGUGGAUGACAAAGAACAGCGUGGAGGUGCAUCAUAAAAGGACAAAUAAAGACAUUCUUUGCUUCGAUCUAACUGAAUGACCUGUGUGUCAUGUCAGCUACUUGCCCAACUUUCUCUUGACUAGCCCUUUACUUGUUCACUACACAGAACCUCACUCAUUGACAUUCAUGCUUAUAUAUAGCACUUUGAGUGACUCUUGGUAACUGAUUUUUCUCCCCCUCCCCCCCUAAAGGAGUCAAAUCAUGAUGAAUGUUAAAGUUCACAGUCCUUCAAGACAUUUAGCCUGCCAACCAGCAAAGCACUGACACCAACACACUACCUCACACUUUGUGACUGACUGGCACGGACGCUCUCGCACUGACUGUGAUUGACACGCCACACUCAUGCACCACAUGACUAUAGUGAUAUUUGAAACACAAUCCAGUGGAGAAAGUACUGUUGAACUAUUCCCUUGCUGUGUAUUGACACAAUGACUCAAAGCAUCAGCGUUACUCUGAUUUUUGUGGCUUUAAAUUAAAACAGACAUGAUAUAUAAAAUUUUAAAAUUGAAAAAAAAAUAAUAAUAAUUUAAAGAGUGCCUGAAAAUCUGAAAGGGACUUGGGUUUCAUUCAUGGAUUGAUUCACAGCUUUAUUUGCCAUCAAAAUGAUUCAUUCUAGCACUGCCCUGUCACAUUGUUAGCCUUUUUACUGCAAGGAAUUUAAAGAAAAUGGAAAAAAUACUUCAGUAUAUUGCAGCUUAGAAGUGUUUGGGGAGAGAAAAAAACAGUUUUUAACUUUUCUUCCUGCUCUCACACACACACACACACACACACACACACACACACAUACACACAUACAUACACUUUUGCCACAUACAUCUUGUUUCUGUCAUUUUGUACGUAGUGCUGAUUAAUCCAAAGGAGACCCUGGCCGAGACUUCAUCCACACCUCACAGAGAGGAUUUUACCACCGAAAUAGUUGUAAAUAUUAGGACAAAACAUUUGUCUGGAGCUCCCAUCAGUUGUGAACACGCCACAGAGUUGACCAAUGAACAAAUAAUAAGUUGUUUAACUUACGUGUCUUGGUUGUAAACAGUAUGACAUUUUGGUUUUUAUACAGUACAUUUGAGUCAACGAUUUCUUUUUAUCUCUGCAGUACACAUGAAUUGUGAAAUCAGUGCUUUUGGAUGGUGUUGGCAUAGCAAGUAGUGACAUCAUGUCAUAUCAGAUGUGCAUAGUCCUUUACAAAAAAAGAAAAAGACAAAAAAAGAGUGGGGGCGGGGGGUGCAUGUGAACCAAUGCAGUAACUGUCUGAUCUGUUUAUGUUUAUAUUCUGGCCUCUGCACUGCAUGAGGCCUCGAAGUAGACCAAAUAACUUAAGAGCGAACAAUACCCAUUUUCACAUUUCUGUCACGGUAUAAGGUGUUUAUAACUAUUCUUCUGUCUCUCUCUUCCCUUAUUUUUCUUUAUUCAAUGUCCAAGUUGCCUUUCUUUUCUUGCUCUCUCAGCUGUUCCUUUUUUUAUUGAGUACUGGUAUUUUGUGCUGUGCUCUUGCUCUGCUCUGGUGCCUCCUGGUGGAACCCGGAGGAACCAGUGAGUCCCACACCAGGUGGGGAAGGGAAAGGUACUGAACUCUGAAGUAAAGACAGAUUUUUUUUGUACUUGUCCAUGUCUGUUUUUAUUCACAUUUUUUAUUUGUUUGCUAAUUGUUGUAUUAAAAUGAGGGUUGGAAAACCCAACAAAACAGA
Epinephelus lanceolatus (giant grouper) is the source of this 3710-nucleotide messenger RNA. It is a transcript of the gene pygo2, whose product is annotated as pygopus homolog 2 (Drosophila). Lineage: Eukaryota; Metazoa; Chordata; Actinopteri; Perciformes; Serranidae. The record is from RefSeq and is a predicted model, not a curated record.